Messenger RNA from Perognathus longimembris pacificus (Pacific pocket mouse), 1411 nucleotides. RefSeq names its product RELT like 2 (gene Rell2). The transcript is spliced from 8 exons. The coding region runs from base 359 to 1267 and encodes 302 amino acids. Gene Ontology annotation, biological process: positive regulation of cell-substrate adhesion; positive regulation of p38MAPK cascade. NCBI's taxonomy places the organism in Eukaryota, Metazoa, Chordata, Mammalia, Rodentia, Heteromyidae. The record is from RefSeq and is a predicted model, not a curated record.
AGGCCCCCUCCCAGCCCUCGCCCCGUCAGGGCCGUGUCCCCGGGGCCGCAGUGUCCCGAGGCUCCCCCCGGCUCCCCGGCAGCCCUCGUCCGCCGCCAUCCUUCCCUCCCUCCCCCCGCCUGCCGCGGCGGCACGGGUGUCCGCAGCCACGAGCUCGGAGCCGGUGAGGCUGUGAAGGGGGCAGGGGGAGGAACCAAGGGAUGAGCGCCGGGAGGGCGUCGGGGGCCCUGAGCCGGACUAGGACGCCCCCGGAGCGGGAACGCGAGCCGGAGCCGGAGCCAGCACCGGAUCGUCGGUACCGGCCGCAGCCCCCUCAGCCCGGGAGGCGCCCUGGCCCGCGCUCGCCCCCCAGGGCCUCAUGUCGGAACCACAGCCCGACCUGGAGCCGCCCCAACAUGGACUGUACAUGCUCUUCCUGCUCGUGCUGGUCUUCUUCCUCAUGGGCCUUGUAGGCUUCAUGAUCUGCCACGUGCUGAAGAAGAAAGGCUACCGCUGUCGCACGUCUAGGGGCUCGGAGCCUGACGACGCCCAGCUCCAGCUCCCCGAGGACGAUGACGUGAAUGAGGACACGGUAGAGAGGAUUGUGCGCUGCAUCAUCCAAAAUGAAGCCAAUGCUGAGGCCUUGAAGGAGAUGCUGGGGGACAGUGAAGGAGAAGGGACAGUGCAGCUGUCCAGCGUGGACGCCACUUCCAGCCUGCAGGACGGAGCUCCCUCCCACCAUCACACCGUGCAUCUGGGCUCCGCAGCCCCUUGCAUCCAUUGCAGCCGCGGCAAGAGGCCCCCGCUUGUCCGCCAGGGACGCUCUAAGGAAGGAAAAAGCCGGCCCCGGACUGGGGAGACCACUGUGUUCUCAGUGGGAAGAUUCCGAGUGACACACAUUGAGAAGCGUUAUGGGCUACACGAGCAUCGUGAUGGUUCCCCCACGGACAGAAGCUGGGGCUCUGGUGGGGGACAGGACCCAGGGAGUGGUCAAGGGUCUGGAGGAGGGCAAUCCAGGACAGGGAUACCUGUUGAGAGGCUACCCCCUGAAGAGCCCCAGCCCCAGGACCUAGCCAGCCCCCUGGUGCAGAAUGGAGGACUCAGGGAUACCAACCCAGUCCCUUCUGCACUUGAGGGGAAUCCUGGAGCCUCUGCAGAACCAACACCAGGGGCCAGAGGGAGGGGCCCAAGCUCAGGGAUGCCUAGUCAAGAAGAAAAUGGAGAGCCAAGCAAACUGGAUACCUCAGAUCAGCAGGUAUCUCUACCACAGGGAGCAGGGGGUAUGUGAGGUGAGUCGGCCUGGGACCCCCAUCAGCCUCAUUCUUCACUGUGCUGAUGGACUGACUACCAGCUGGCAGGACCGGGGGACAGGGGGCAUGAAGACCCGCCUCUCCCCUGGACAGCACAGCCCCUCAGUUGAGGGACCAGCUCU